AUGCUGCCGACCCUCGCGGUCCUCCUCAUGGCCGCCCGCCCGGCCCUGGCCGUCGUGCACUAUCGGGCGCCGCACCGAAACCUGCUAAAGACGGCCGUCCGGGCGCCUCCGUACUUUUCCUCGCUGGGCGUGCAGGCCAACGCCGAGACGGACCCUUGCGCGAUGAUCAGCCAGGCGUUCGAGGCUGCCAACAAGAACAAGACGUCCGAAGACGCCAUCAUCCUCGACCUGCGACCCUCUGUGGGCACGGCCUGCCUCAAGUCCGUCCCCGUGGCGACGGAGCAGAAUCUAGCCCUGCUCGACUACCUGAGCCCGUACAUCGACUACCAGAGCACGCUGGAGAUUCUCAAGAACCCGCCGGAGGAGUACCUGCUCCCCGGGGUGGACAUCAUGGGUGGCAUAGAUGCCAUGCGUAAAAAGCUACAGGGCAACGGAUAUGAGUCGCAAUUCGAGGUCAUGACGGAUCUCCGGAGUCUGUUUGUUGCCGCCAACGACAACCACUUUGGAUACACGCCCGGCUUGUUCAACGCGUUUCGCCAGGUCCGCGAAGACUUUGAGUUUGUGUCCAUUUCAUCCGACGGACGGGAGCUGCCGGAGAUCUUCGCGGUCCAGGACGUCUUCCCAGAAGGCAACGCGACCUUCACACCUUCCCCGAUCGAAACCAUCGACGGCGUGGACGUGUACGAGUUUCUGGAAAACGACGUCCUGCGCGUCGAGCAGGGCCAUCAAGACCCCGAUGCGAGGCUCAACGCGGCUUUCGGGUCCAUCCCCGGCUUCGCCGCCGGCGUGGACCCGAGCGCGAGACUGGCCAUCUUCGAGAUCCCCGACAACUACACCAUCGUGCACAAGAACGGCACCUCGCGCACCGUCGUCAACUCCCUCAUCACUCUCCCCACCAUCGAUCUCUGCGGCAUCCGGUCCGGCGAUGAAUUCCGCGAGCGCUUCGAAGUCCCGCCCCUCACUCCGCCCCCGCCGCCGCCCGGGCAGGAGGACGAGGACCGCAAGAACAAGAAGAAGCCGCCGCCACCGGAGCCGGAGCAGACCGUCCCCGGCUACCCGCCGCCGGUCGCCAAGCACUCGGCCAACACCGUGGCCAGCUACAUGCUCGACGACCCCGCGCUGGCAAACACCACCGUCAUCUCCUUCCUCGCCUUCGUCGCCCUCAACUCCGACGACCCCCUCGGCGAGGACUUUGACCUCAACGGGUUCGUGCGCGAGUUUGGCGACGUCAUGGACCAAACCGCCGCGGCCGCGCGGGAGCAGGGCCGCCAGAACCUCAUCAUCGACAUGUCGGCCAACGGCGGCGGCUCGCUGGACCUGGCCGACUUUGCGUACACGACAUUUUUUCCCGGUGCGCCCUUUGACGCGUUUGACCGGUACCGGAUGAGCGGCGGUGUGGAGCUGACGGGGAGGUUUCUGGACUUCCCGGACGCGUCGGAGCUGCUGGUGGGACCGGGGGCGCCCGGGUUCGGGCCGGACGGGGGGGAUAUUGAGACGGCGGAGGCGUUCUUUGAGGCACCGCAGAUCAACGGGCAGAACGUGACGGCGGCGUUUCACAGGAGCACGGCGGUGCCGUACCUGACCGAACCGGACGUCUUCCUGCGGGGGUACGAGCCGAAGGGCCGGGGCGGGGGAGGCAACGACAACAACAAUAAUAAUAACAACAACAACAAGAACAACAAGAACCAGCGCCAGCGCCGAAGCCGGAGCCGGAGCAGCGUCGGCGGACGCCGGAAUCACAUCAACCAGCUCCGAAACCGGAAAAACAACAAGAACAACAGCAAAAGCAACAAUAACAAUGAUAACAGUAACAACAACAACAACGGCGGCGGAGGCGGCGACGGCGGCCAGCAGGCGCCGCCGUGGAAGCCCGAGAACAUGGUUAUCCUCACGGACGGCACAUGCGCAUCUGCCUGCACCAUCUUCACCGGCCUCAUGGUUCGCAACUUUGGCAUCCGCACCGUCGCCCUCGGCGGCCGCCCCCUCAACAAGCCCAUGCAAGCCAUCGGCGGCGUCCGCGGCUCCGAGAUCCUCAACAACGGCGACAUCAAGGGCCUCAUGAGCGAGUUCGCCGCCGACAUCCAGCAGAUGCGGGACGGCGGACGGGAGCUGCUCAGCACCGUGACGCGGGCGCUGCCUCCGCUGCAGGACGCGCCGAUCCUGCCGCUGCUGGAGGACAGCGGCGGCGGGUCGGCGAACGUGCGCAACGCGCAUCCGGGGGCGGACCCGGACGGCUUGCCGCUGCAUUUCACCUACGAGGCGGCGAACUGCAGGCUGUUUUACACGCGGGAGAUGCUGGCGGACGUGACGGAGGCGUGGAAGGCGGUGGCGGAGGCGGCGUGGGGAGGGGGGCGGUGUGUGGAGGGGUCGACGGUGAAUGAGGACGGGACGAUGGGGAAUGGGACGCUGCCGUUUGAUAGCAGCGUGAGGGGCAGGGCGGCGAGGAUCCCGGUGCCGGGUGGUGAGACGGCGAGGAUCCCGGCUGGUAUCGAUAACCACGUCGUCGUUACCGGUGGCAGCCACUGA
Messenger RNA from Cordyceps fumosorosea ARSEF 2679, 2526 nucleotides. RefSeq names its product peptidase S41 family protein. The record is from RefSeq and is a predicted model, not a curated record. Lineage: Eukaryota; Fungi; Ascomycota; Sordariomycetes; Hypocreales; Cordycipitaceae. The coding region runs from base 1 to 2526 and encodes 841 amino acids. The transcript has 3 exons.